This is a messenger RNA of Glarea lozoyensis ATCC 20868, 3144 nucleotides long. RefSeq names its product P-loop containing nucleoside triphosphate hydrolase. Lineage: Eukaryota; Fungi; Ascomycota; Leotiomycetes; Helotiales; Helotiaceae. The transcript is spliced from 12 exons. The record is from RefSeq and is a predicted model, not a curated record. Gene Ontology annotation, molecular function: ATP binding; ATP-dependent chromatin remodeler activity. The coding region runs from base 1 to 3144 and encodes 1047 amino acids.
AUGUCUUUCCAAUUCUACGGAGGUGAAACUUCAAGUGACGAUUUCGACGAUGAUUCCGCGGUCUCAAGUUCCUCGUCGUCCCAUGGAAGCGGAUCCGAGACUGAUAUAACUCCGUUUCGAACAAGUCAUAAGCGUCGACGACCUACACAGACACAAUGGCUGGGCAACGACCAUACGUCGCACGUGACAGAAUUAGACAAGCGUUUCAUGGGAGUAGCAUCUAUCGAGGAAUUUGACCGAAGCAAGCGUCUUUUUAAAAACAGUAGAGCAAACAGUUACGAUAUUCAGCACCACAAGACUACACCAACUGACCCAAAGGGUAACGAAAGACCACUCAAUGGCCAGACUAGUGUUGAUUUCGAAUCCUUCUUGAACGAAAAUGCGGAUUUCUUGCCCGAUUCGAACUGGGAAGUUGAAUUCCUCCUACACCAGGCGGAGGUUAUGGCCAAAGCUGCGGCUAUAUCAGAACGUAGAUUCUACGACGACACAUUUUCAGACGAUGAUGAGGAACCGUGGCACCCUUAUGACCCAGACUACGAUCAGUACCGUGAGCUCCCGGAUCUUGAUGCAGUUGACAGUGGAAGUGAUUUCCUAGACUGUGCAUCCAAAUCAAUAACUGUGUGCUUUGGUAUUAUCCACAAAGUGGCAGUAAGAAUAUUGCCACAAGCGCCGUCGCCCCUGCAGAGACUACUUGAAGACCAAGGCAAUCCCAAUCUGCAAUUAUUUGAGGUCGUUCAAGAAGAGAAAAGCAUGGUGUAUAUUCUGAAACCUCCCGGGUCAGGACUUUCAAAUCCAGCUAGUAGUAUUGCCGUUGUAAAUACACGACAUGGUAGCAUUCUGUCACAGCUGACAAGUAGUUACUUUUGUUUCUUCGAGGCGUGCUCACCUGCCAAAAAUUGGAGUAGUAUUGCGGAAGGUACGAUCGGGAAAGACACACACGAAUUGAUUGAUCUUAUCAUUUAUGGCCCAAAUCAAUCCGUCGAAGAUGUUGGCAACUUUCUAAACUCUGAAAGCAUUUUCUUACAAGUUCCGGACUAUCAAAACUCAGCUUAUGGCUACAAUAAUCCGCACAUGCUUGACUUUGGCGAGUUGCUCAAUCACAAUGUCGAAGAUGGCGCAUCAGGUAAAAGUUUCUGUGCUCUGGGUGCUUUAUUACCUGACAACAAUGACAUCGCAACCAACUCACAAGCACUUCUGAAGAAAAAAGUCGAGCUAGCAUUCAGAAAAACUACAAGAUCUGAGAAUUUGAAGCGUGUCAAAAUCGAUUGCGGAGUAAUCCGUACACCGUUGAAAUCAUAUCAAGAAGAGGCUCUAGAUUUUAUACAGCAGAGAGAGACUGGCCCUAUUCCCGAAGAAUAUCGUCUAUGGAAGUCAGUUGAUGGUAGCCCUGAUAGCUUAUGUACACACACGGUCACCGGAGAGAAAGUUGCGGACGUCCCGCCUGAAACUGGAGGAGGCAUUUUAGCUGACGAAAUGGGUCUAGGAAAGACUUUGACAAUGCUUUCGGCUAUUGCUAAGACUGUUGACGAAGCUGCCCGUUUUGCUAAGGGCAAGGAUACUUUGAAGAAUUCUAGUGUCGGCUCCACACUCGUACCAUCGAAAGCAACUCUUGUUAUUGUUCCAUCUCCUUUAUUGUUGAACGAAUGGGAGCAAGAGAUAAAAGAACAUUGCAUUAGUUUCUCUAACAUUAUUAUAUAUCAUGGCCACGGAAGAACAGCCAACGAAAACUUGCUCGCAGAUGCAGAUAUCGUCUUAAGCACUUACCAUACACUCGCUCACGAGUCGCAUGAUAAAACAAGCCCUAUGUGGAAAAUAAAUUGGUUUCGCGUUAUCCUCGACGAAGGCAAGUCUCACAUUAUUCGGAGAAUGUCGACAAAGCUAUUCAAAGCCAUGAAGAAGCUUACCGCAAACUAUCGCUGGUGUUUGACUGGUACACCUGUACAGAAUACAUUGGAAGAUUUCGUUGCACUGAUUUCGUUCAUCGGAGCAUCGCCACUCGACAACAUACAUCAUUUUCGAAAAUUCAUUAUUUCACCCUUAAUGAAACAUACGGAAAGCGGUGUGGAUAACCUCCGACAGCUUCUAGAUUCUAUCUGUCUGCGCCGGACUAAAGAAUUGCUGAACCUACCACACGUAAUUGAGGAUCUUCAAACCCUUACGUUUUCCGCAAGAGAGCAGCAGCACUACUCCUUGACCCGUGAGAAGUUGAUUAAGCUUAUCAAGCUAAACACUUUGCAGCCCAAAAGCAAUAAAAAGGGAUAUCUGGGAGUUUUUCAAUUGCAACUUCAACUUCGUCGUCUGUGCAAUCAUGGAACAUUCCAAAAAUCCACACUCGGCACCGAAGAAUUCGACCCUCAACAAGCAAUGGCCCAUCUCAAGAAGAGCAAGCAGGCUGACUGCGAGGUAUGCAAUAUUAAAAUCACAGGCAUCCAAGGAAUUGAAGAGAAAAGGAGUGGCAACUUCACUGUCUGUGGUCACUUGUUAUGCAGAAAGUGCGAGACAAAACUAAAGGCAGGCCUCAAGCCUGUUGAAGGAAAAGAAAAUUGCUCACAAUGCUCUUUAUGCUCGGAGACCAUAUUCGGCGAUUACAUGGUGGAGGAAGAAAGCCUCUCAAAAUCAUCUAAACGUGGCACGAGACAUUUGUCACCGUGGCAAUAUUUUGACAAAGAUGGGUUCUCUACGAAGGUUUCUGCGGUGCUGGCUGAUAUUGAGCGGAAUAGAGAUGUUGAUGGGAAGUGCAUCAUUUUUUCCUGCUGGACGAGAUCUCUGGAUCUUGUUGGCAUCUUCCUGAAACACCGAAACAUUCCCUUUGUCCGGAUAGAUGGCUCUCAUUCUACCGCCGUGCGGAAAUUGAUACUAGCGGACUUUCAGAACAACAUCGGGUACAAAAUUCUGCUGAUGACUACCGGAACUGGUUCGAUUGGGCUGAACUUGACAGUCGCCAAUUGCGUAUACCUCCUCGAACCACAAUGGAAUCCGAUGGUGGAAAAUCAGGCAAUUGCAAGAGUAUUGAGGUUAGGACAGACGAGAAAUGUCAGGGUGGUACGAUAUGUAAUGAAAGAGACGAUCGAAGAGAAAGAGCUACGCACCCAGCAGAUUGAGAAGCUUAAAUAUGCCAAAAUGGGCUGGAAAGAGGGUAGCUAG